CCUAUUACUGACAACAAUAAUAUAGUUCCUACACCGCAAAAACGUACAAGGUCUGACCUAUAUAAGAAUGUUGAUGCAGACUAUUAUGGAUACAGAGACGAAGAAGAUGGAUCACUGCUCGAAUAUGAACAAGAGCAAGAGCUUAAAAUUAUAGCAGAAGCAUCAGAAUUACCAGAUAAAACAUUACCUAAAGAUAAAUUCACGCAAAAGAAAAAAGAGGAUACAUCACAAUCAGAAAGUGGAGCAAUUGAUAUCGAUCGAUUAUCAGAAAAGUUUGUUGCACAUGUAGCUGUACCAACCCAAAAAGAAGUGGAAGAGUAUUUAGUGCGAAGGAGGAAACGACAGAUCCUCGAUCGUUACGUGUCUGAUCCUUAA
Messenger RNA from Dentiscutata heterogama, 375 nucleotides. NCBI's taxonomy places the organism in Eukaryota, Fungi, Glomeromycota, Glomeromycetes, Diversisporales, Gigasporaceae. The record is from the annotation of a GenBank genome assembly.